CACAACAGAAGAAGGUGACUAUAGAAUUCCCCUCGCCUCGUUACCACUGACACCUGGAAUUCCUGUCAUUUGAGCAUUGCGGUUUUAAGUGUUUACUUUGAAAUAGGAACCGUUACGUGAACUUGAAGGCGGUUUCUUCAUCUUCAAGACCAAGUUGCCAUGGGGCGCCCGGCACACGGACAACAUCAUAGCGCAAGGAUAACGUUGCCUGAGGCCUAGCUCUGGUCAACACACAUAUAAAAGGGCCAGCCCAUCAAGAACCUUUCUUCAUCCACAACAUGUCUGCCCCAGAAACCACCUCUGUUGCCACUCGCUCCAACCAGGGCACCGUCGCUCCCAAGGAAGCUUUGAAGCUCCGCCUUGACCUCAACCUCGAGGUCGAGAUCGCCAUCCAGGCCAAGGUCAACGGUGACAUCACCCUCUCCCUCCUCGAGUAAAUGUGCCGUAGGACCGGAGAGAGCGUAACGGACUUUGGUUGUCGUGUUCGGGACAUCACCAUGUCGGUUACCUUCUUCCCUUUUUUCACUUCUCCCUUUCGCCGACAUAGUAUUAGUUAGUAUUCCGAGCUUAUGCACGUAGUACAUGCCAAUAUCAGUGUUGCUUUGGGAGUUC
This is a messenger RNA of Guyanagaster necrorhizus, 612 nucleotides long. RefSeq lists its product as uncharacterized. The coding region runs from base 279 to 437 and encodes 52 amino acids. The record is from RefSeq and is a predicted model, not a curated record. Lineage: Eukaryota; Fungi; Basidiomycota; Agaricomycetes; Agaricales; Physalacriaceae. The transcript has 3 exons.